UUGAAGCAGAAGGAUGCCAAGUAUGGCGCUGCUGGUGUGUGCAACGGUGGUGGUGGUGCUUCCGCCUUGGUUAUCGAACGCUUGUAAACAAUGCUGUAACAACUUGAAGAUUUGUGAAAGAACUUGACCUUUUAUGGUUUAUACUGGCUUGGCAAAGCAAAGAGUUCAUGCAUUAGAACACAAAUGCCCCUUUCACAAUCUUGCCUCCCUUUCCUCUGUCGCUAACUCUUGCUUUCUGUUGUUUUUCCCGUCUUCCUUCCUUUUUACUUGACAUUCCAUAAUCGUUUUAUUCUUCUUUUUAUAUCUAUAUUAAAACACCAACACCAACGUCAACAUCCAACACACACUAUGCUGACAGGAGAAGAUAUCGCAUGGGUCAUUUAUAGCACCAUAUUGAUUUUGUUGACUACGGUACUCGCCGUACGGUGUCGACACAACCUCCUACUACUUCCAUUCAUCGUUUUUGCAAUUUUAUCAACAAUUUCACAUCUUGUCAUGCUUGCACGACGAUACCAGAGCGAUUCUGUCAUACUUUUAGCGGAUCGUAGCCCCAUCAUCAACCAUAUACCCAUCUUUUCACUCCUCCUGUACGCGGCACUGAUCGAGUGCCAGCUUAUGUAUAUUCAGCAUGUAAAUACCUCUUACCAGAACCGUGACCACUGGAACAGUAGAGACCUAGACGAUCCUGAGAAGCAACAGCAACGGCGUCAACGACAAUCUCAGCAGCAAUCCCAACAAGAGCAGCAGCAGCAGCAGCAACGCAAACAGAACUCGAUUCGGUUAAAAAGAUCAAAAACGUACUGGGCAAAUGUUUGCAUGCUCAUCACGUACACGUGUCUAGUCGUUGCGCUUGUUUGUGUCCGUCUGGCAUUGAACGACAAUCUUGGCUCCACUAGGCUAAUCAUGGCUCUGUGCAUCACAGCACUGGCUGUUUUAGCCGCCUCCAAUGCACUGUUUGUUUUCUUGGCUGUUGUCCCAACACCACGAUCAUCAUCAUCGUCAACAACAGCAACAGCAACAGCGGCAUCGACGAAAACUAAUAACUUAUAUCGUGAUGGAUGUUUUUUGAAAGCAACAAUGCUCUCAUUUACUAUAUCCAUGAUCGGCAUGGCGGCUGAAGCUUGGCUCUUUUUCAGCAUGAUAGUGACUCACGAAACUUACAAUUUUACAACUCUUGGCUGGAUCAUGUUUGAAACAUGCUUGGUGUAUCUGCCCAUUUUCGCUAUACUGAUAAUGUGCCUGUUUGUCAGACAAAUCCAUCUACUUGGCUUACAACAAGCGACGACAGCUGAAGCACGAUGUUUACGCUUUUUACGCCAGCGAAGACGAAAACGGAGAUCAGCAGCAGCAGACCAUGAAGUGGACGAGGAUGAUAUAUAUAGUGAUCAACAACAACACCAACAACAGCGAUUUAGCCAUGAUGCAGCAUCAGAAGCAGCAACUGGCUUAAGGCGCCCGGACGCUGCAGCCUUAUCAAACAAUAUGUAGCUCCUCAACUAUAGCGAGCAGCCGCCAAAAAGAAUCGCAUGUACUAUUAUAUAUCUUUCCUUAAUUCCUUCUUUUAACUCAACAAGUCAACCCAUCCCCUAUUUUAGCCAAGGUGUAUGUGUUUCCGUGUGGUGUGUGAUUCA
Molecule: messenger RNA, 1631 nt
Organism: Zychaea mexicana
Lineage: Eukaryota; Fungi; Mucoromycota; Mucoromycetes; Mucorales; Lichtheimiaceae
Exons: 1
Coding region: 349-1488 (379 amino acids)
Source: RefSeq, a predicted model, not a curated record